AGCGCAGGGGCUGAAUAUUAUCAUUACCAUCAUCAUAAUCACCAUUAUUAUAAUUUUCACCAUUUUAAUUCCUUUUCUCCUUCCUCUUUUCCUCCUUUUCUUCGCUGUUUUCUGCAUUAACUGGUUUUGUCUAGAAAAGUGGUCUCGCUGGCUGGAAGGUCUAAUGGAGGGGGGAGAUAUUUUUUUCAUGGCGUUUUUGGCAGGAAUGCGGCAGCUUUAGCGAGGGACCCAAAUUUCUGUGGCUGUGUCCCAGAGGUCUGUCUGUCCCUCUCCAACAUAUAUUUAGCCAUAUACUAUUUAUACAUCCAUAAUCUCCCGGCCACGUCGGGGGGCCUGGGGGGGGAGCUUAGAGCCGGCGUGGCCACAGUGAUGGAUUUGAACCCAGGCAUGAUGAAUUUGAUGAUUUUGAUUUCUUUUUCUCCCUUCAAGGUUGGAGGAUGCUCCUUGUUGGGUUAUUUUUCCCCCCCAAGCCUGCGGUCCUUCGGAUAGCAGACGGGUUUUUUAACCUGGGGAGGAUGGAGCAGGUGAAAGCGGCUUCGAGCCCGAGGCCUUUGAGAUUUUAAAGUGAUAUUUUAGCAGAGAGGUAAAAAAGUUUUUUUAAGUCCCUCACGGCAUGCGAUUUGCCGAGAGGCGGAGGGUCCAGGGCGAGGGGAUGGAUUUCACCCCCAGUUUUCCAGCCAGCUCCCCAUCCCUCAGCUUUCCCAACAGCUUGGGGGUGAGCGGGGCUAUAAAAAAAACACCCACUCUUUUUUUUUUAUUUUUUUUGUUUUGUUUUCUGUUUUUUUUCUCUCUAUUUUCAGGCAAAACCCCACGUUCCCACGGGUCGGAAAAACGCCCCACGUGCAGCACCCGGUCUCAGCUAGAGCUGGAGAUGGACGCGGAUAAGGGGAAGCAACGCCAGUACUCGCAGAGGAUGGCGGAGCCUCGCUUCAACAACCCCUACUUCUGGCCGCCCCCUCCCACCAUGCCCAGCCAGCUGGACAACCUGGUCCUGAUCAACAAAAUCAAGGAGCAGUUGAUGGCGGAGAAGAUCCGCCCCCCACACCUGCCUCCCACCUCGGUGGCCUCGCAGCAGCCCCUUCUGGUGCCCCCCUCGCCUGCUGAGAGCAGCCAGUCCAUCAUGUCCCUGCCAAAGCUGCAGCAGGUGCCAGGCCUGCACCCCCAGGCCGUGCCCCAGCCUGACGUGGCCCUGCACGCCCGGCCGGCCACCAGCACUGUCACAGGGUUGGGGCUGGCGUCCCGUGCACCGGCCGUCAGCACCUCGGAAUCCAGCCCGGGAACAGGGACCACCACCCCCUCGACCCCCACCUCCACCAGUCAGAGCCGCCUCAUCGCCUCCUCGCCCACCCUAAUCUCAGGAAUCACCAGCCCCCCCCUCCUCGACUCCAUCAAGACAAUCCAGGGCCACGGCUUGCUGGGAGCGCCCAAGGCCGAGCGGGGCCGCAAGAAGAUCAAGGCGGAAAACCCUUCGGGACCGCCGGUGCUGGUGGUGCCCUACCCCAUCCUGGCCUCGGGGGAGACGGCCAAAGAGGGGAAGACAUACAGGUGUAAGGUCUGCCCCUUGACGUUCUUCACCAAGUCGGAGAUGCAGAUCCACUCCAAGUCGCACACAGAGGCCAAGCCCCACAAGUGCCCCCACUGCUCCAAGUCCUUCGCCAAUGCCUCCUACCUGGCCCAGCACCUGCGCAUCCACCUGGGCGUCAAACCCUACCACUGCUCCUACUGUGAGAAGUCCUUCCGCCAGCUCUCCCACCUCCAGCAGCACACCCGAAUCCACACCGGCGACAGACCCUACAAGUGCCCUCACCCCGGCUGCGAGAAGGCCUUCACCCAGCUCUCCAACCUCCAGUCCCACCAGCGCCAGCACAACAAGGACAAGCCCUACAAGUGCCCCAACUGCUACCGGGCGUACACGGACUCGGCCUCGCUGCAGAUCCACCUGUCUGCGCACGCCAUCAAGCACGCCAAGGCCUACUGCUGCAGCAUGUGCGGCCGUGCCUACACCUCGGAGACCUAUCUGAUGAAGCACAUGUCCAAACACACGGUGGUGGAGCACCUGGUCAGCCAGCACUCGCCGCAGCGGACGGAGUCACCCGGCAUUCCCGUGCGGAUCUCCCUCAUCUAAGCAGGGAGGGGACAGGACCCCCCCAGCACCAGGAGGAGGAAGAGGAGAAGGAGGGAGAGGAGGAAGAGGAGGAGGAAGAGGAGGAGGACGAGACCCCCAGCGCCGCGGGCCGCGCCCGGGCCGUGCUCCUGCCCGGCUCCCGCAGGUUUGGUGACAUCCAAAGACGGUUUCAGAGCACUUUGAAUCUCUGCGGUUUGGUUUCUUUGGGGGGGGCAGUGGGCUUGGGGGUGUCCCCCCUGCCAGGCCCCGCCCCCCAUUUUUGGAUACAAAUAUAUAUAUAUAUAUUUAUUGGCCAAGAACUUGGUGCUGCUAAAGACCAGAAAUUCACCCCAAAAACGAACCGUGGAUGGAGCAAAAAGCAGCUGGGGGGGGGGAAGUCCCACCACCCCCCACCCCCCCCACAGACUCUGGGCCCAAGCGCCUCCAUUUGGGGUUGAUUUUUAACCAUUUUGGGGGUUUUUUGUGUUCUUUUGGGGUCCCUUUCGAGGGCGAAGCCGCGGGCAGAGCUGCGUCCCCCCGGUGACGGCCCCCCCAUUCCGCAGCCCCAGUUUUGGGGGGCUCGGGGGUCCCCCUGCUUUGCCUUGUGCCUGCCUGUACAUACCCCCUGUAUAGAGCCGGGGGGCACUCCCCCCAAACUCAUCUAUAUUCUGUACUUUUUGGUUCAUUUUGGAUAUUAACUGUGUUAUUUUUUAUACACUUUUUAAGCCUUAACUCAGCGUUUCUUUGGGGUUUUUUGUUGUUUUUUGUUCAGGGUGUUUUAUUUACCUUUUAUUAAUUUUUAACCCCUCUGUUAUUUUUUACCCUCCCUAUUAUUUUUACCCCCGUCCCCUUAUUUUUUACCCCCCAUUAUUUCUCCCCUCAAUGUUGUACGAUAUCAAUAUUGUAACCUUUUUUGUCAGCAUGUUAAUACUGUGUAAAUAUGCCUCUUAUACACUUAGCCCCCCCUUUUUUCUCCCCUUCCCCCAAAUUUUGGGGCUUUUUUAUUUUCCUCGCUGCCCAGCCAGGCCAGGCCUCCCUAGAGCUAGUUGGUACCUUAUUAAAAAAGGGAAAAAAAAAAAAAAAAAGAAAAAAGAGGAGAAAAUGGACAAAACGUUGCCCCUCUCCCUGUUGUCGCCACCCCCUCCUGCAUUGUGGUUCCUGGAGAAGCUGGGCAGGCCACGGCCUCACAGUGUGGAAAAGGAAUGAACCCCCCAGCCCAGCCCCUUUCCAAAAAAAGAGAAUAAAAGAGAACAAAAAAAAAGACCA
Passer montanus (Eurasian tree sparrow) is the source of this 3370-nucleotide messenger RNA. RefSeq names its product zinc finger protein 362 (gene ZNF362). The coding region runs from base 614 to 2125 and encodes 503 amino acids. Gene Ontology annotation, cellular component: nucleus. Gene Ontology annotation, biological process: negative regulation of transcription by RNA polymerase II. Gene Ontology annotation, molecular function: DNA-binding transcription repressor activity, RNA polymerase II-specific; RNA polymerase II cis-regulatory region sequence-specific DNA binding. The record is from RefSeq and is a predicted model, not a curated record. NCBI's taxonomy places the organism in Eukaryota, Metazoa, Chordata, Aves, Passeriformes, Passeridae. The transcript is spliced from 10 exons.